AUGUCCAGCCUCCAGGAACUGUGCUCUGGCCUGCCCCUACAACCUCUCCCUGAGAACCGGGGGCGCUGGGCUGGGGUGCCACACGCUCCCGUCAGGACUCCCGGCCUCAGCCCUGCAGAAGAGCAGCUGGCUCUGAAGAAUGCUCUGCGCUACUUCCCACCCACUGUCCAGAAGCUGUUGGCCCAGGAGUUUGCCCAGGAGCUACGACAAUUUGGACACAUCUACAUGUACCGGUUCUGCCCCAGCAUUGAGAUGAGGGCCUACCCAAUUGAUCAGUACCCAUGCCGGACACGAGCAGCUGCAGCCAUCAUGCACAUGAUUAUGAACAAUCUGGACCCCGCUGUGGCCCAGUUUCCACAGGAGCUGGUGACCUACGGAGGAAAUGGGCAGGUGUUCAGCAACUGGGCUCAGUUCUGGCUGACCAUGUCCUACUUGUCGAAGAUGACGGAGGAACAGACUCUGGUCAUGUACAGUGGACACCCGCUGGGCCUCUUCCCCAGCAGCCCUGGCGCCCCACGCCUGGUCAUAACCAACGGGAUGGUCAUUCCCAACUACUCCUCCAGGACAGAGUAUGAGAAGCUGUUUGCGUUGGGAGUAACUAUGUAUGGCCAGAUGACAGCGGGCAGCUAUUGCUACAUUGGUCCCCAGGGAAUUGUCCAUGGCACAGUGCUCACUGUGCUGAAUGCUGGUCGGCGGUACCUGGGCAUCGAGGACUUGGCAGGGAAGGUCUUCGUCACUUCUGGGCUUGGUGGGAUGAGUGGGGCUCAAGCCAAGGCUGCAGCCAUCGUUGGAUGCAUCGGAGUGAUCGCAGAGGUUGACAAAGCUGCACUUGUAAAGCGCCACCGGCAAGGCUGGCUGAUGGAGGUGACUGACAGCUUGGACCACUGCAUUGUGAGACUCAGGGAAGCAAGGAAAAAGAAGGAGGUGCUCAGCCUUGGCUACCAUGGCAACGUGGUGGAUCUUUGGGAGCGCCUGGUCCAUGAACUGGACACCACGGGGGAGCUCUUGGUGGAUCUCGGGUCGGACCAGACAUCCUGUCACAACCCGUUCAAUGGUGGCUACUACCCUGUGCAGCUUAGCUUCUCAGAGGCCCAGAGCCUCAUGUCCUCCAACCCAGCUGCCUUCAAGCACCUGGUGCAGGAAAGCCUGAGGAGGCAUGUCUCAGCCAUCAACAGGUUGGCCCAGGAGAAGUUCUACUUUUGGGACUACGGUAACGCCUUCCUCUUGGAGGCUCAGAGAGCAGGAGCAGAUGUAGAGAAGAAAGGAGCCAACAAGAUGGAAUUCCGCUACCCCUCCUAUGUCCAGCACAUUAUGGGGGACAUAUUCUCCCAGGGCUUUGGGCCCUUCCGUUGGGUAUGCACAUCAGGGGACCCCCAGGACCUGGCUGUCACCGAUCAUCUGGCCACAUCUGUGCUGGAGAAAAUCAUUGACGAUGGAGUGAAGGCAUCUGUUAAGCUACAGUAUAUGGAUAACAUCCGCUGGAUCCGGGAGGCUGCCAAGCACCAGCUGGUGGUGGGCUCCCAGGCGAGGAUCCUGUACUCAGACCAGAAAGGACGUGUGGCCAUUGCUGUGGCCAUUAACCAGGCCAUCGCCAGUGGGAAGAUCAAGGCACCAGUGGUCCUGAGCCGUGAUCACCAUGAUGUGAGUGGCACUGACAGCCCCUUUAGAGAGACUUCCAAUAUUUAUGACGGUUCUGCCUUCUGUGCAGACAUGGCAGUGCAGAACUUCGUGGGAGAUGCCUGUCGUGGUGCCACCUGGGUUGCACUUCACAACGGAGGGGGUGUAGGCUGGGGCGAGGUGAUCAAUGGGGGAUUUGGCCUUGUACUAGAUGGGUCCGCACAGGCUGAGCAGAAAGCCAGGAUGAUGCUCAGCUGGGAUGUCUCCAAUGGUGUGGCGCGGCGCUGCUGGUCUGGGAACCCCAAGGCCUAUGAGAUCAUCUGCCAGACAAUGCAGGAGAACAGUGGCCUGGCGGUGACACUUCCCCACGAGGUGGUAGAUGAACGAGUGCUACAGCAGGCCCUGCGGCCCUGAGAAGAGCCAGGGUCUGCUUGACCCUCUCCUUCCCACUGCCCUCCCCUCUCAGAUCACCGCCCUCCUCCCUCACUGCACCCUAUAUAGCUCUCCUAAUGCCCCACAAGGUGAACCACAGCGGCCUAUCAAGGUGGAAGCCCUGGUCUUUGACCAGUGGAUUGAGAGCCCUCCGACGACAAUAGACACAUCUUGUUUACGGGCAGGUCCUUAAGACUGCAGUAGAGUGGACUCCAGCUUAGAUGGCCAAGCUGGCACCAGCCUCCCAGGAUUCUGUGACCUUCUCAAAGGGAUGUUCAGUCUCCUGUCUACCACCGUCCCCACACUGCUUUCCUAGCUAUCCUCCCAUCCCUUGUCUGUGCCAUCACUUCCGGUUCUUCAGAGAACCAGGGAUGGGUACACAAAGUGCCCACACCAGGUCCCUGAUGCUGAUGAGUAUAGGGAGGAGAGAGACAGGAAAUAAAGAAUAAAGGAGAGGCGAGUACAUGGCGUAACCUGGGCUAGCGGGAGUGGGUAGCACAGUGUCUGAGGCAAAAUGGCCAGGUGCUGGGGCACAUGGAGAGAAGACACUUUCCAGGUCAGCUGUGUGAACCUGAAAAACAGAACCAACCACUUCCUGAGGUCCCUGGGUGUCUGUUUGGGAACUGGAAUCCUGCAGGAGUUGCAUUGGCCUAAAGCUGGGAUCUUGCACCCUUCCCAGACCAACCAACCAGAUCUACACCAAGACUUGCCUCUGGAGCAGGGGCCCUGGCAAAGAGAAUUGGGUAGCUGUGCUUCCUUGGGCCUGCCUCUGAAGUUGCUACUACUUUAUAGUGCCUCCUACCUCCCAACCCCCAGCUUCAGGUCCCUCCCACCACACUGUUCCCUGUGCCCUCUCUUCAAUCUUCCCCAGGCCAGCUCUCCUGAUGUGUUUACCAUGGGCUUGUUGUCCCCAACGCUGAGUCAGGGCUAAAAAACAACCUAAAGAUGGAUGAGAGAAAAGGAAAAGAAAGAAAGACCCCUGAGACCACUGGCCUGGCCCCAGAGAAGUUGUGCUACUGUGGAAAUAUCUGCCAUGUUUGACUCAUACUGACAUAGGACCAGACAGAAGGAACCCUUUGCCUUCCCUAGAGUGCCACAGGAAGGACAUGAGGGUCCUCCAGCAACCCCUGUCCAGGAUAGACCACGAUGCCCUGCUAUGGGAGCAGGACUGAGAGAUUUGGGUGUGGAUAGUCCUACUUCACUGUCAUGAGCAAACAUUGAUCUUACUUAGACUUAAGGAGACACCGGGCCUUAGGCAAAUGUAAUUAAGUCUGAUACAAACACAAAAGGAUGUUUUAUUAUGAUGUUACCAUAAUCGACUAUGCAAGGCAAUUAACAAAGAGAAAAGCAUUUUUUUGGCUGACCGUUCUGGAGGUCCCCACCAAAGAUCAAGAAGUUAUAUUGCUUUGGGCUUCUGGCAACAGUGCCAAAUGGCAACGUCAGGGGGCACAUGGCAGAACAAAAUGCUUACACUACGAGCCAGGAGGCAAAGAGGGAAGUUUGGACCCAAGCCCUACAAUCCCUUCAGGGCCUGUUCCCAAUGACCUAAAGACCUCCCACUAGCUCUGCCGCUAAAGUUCCACCACUUCCCAAGACCCCCUCUGAAUAAGACGAGCCAUAGCAGAGGUCAACACUUGCUUCCUGUUCUCUUGGUCUGUGUUUCUUGCAUAAAAUAAAAAUUUUCCUAAAUCAAAAAGUAAGUGUAGAGCCAGACAUCCUUCAGUGAGGGGCCAGGGCCUCUCAGCCUCAGUUUCCAAAUAUGCCCUGCACAGCCAUAAUGCCUGGAUCUCUGUUGAGAGGUACCCUUGGUUUUCCUUUAUUCUCUAUGUAGUAUCACAGCAGGGAAUCAGGCAGAGGCUGGCACUGGAGUAGAACCCUCCACACCCAUACCGUGUGUGUGCUGUUGUCAUGUGGAGCCCCAGCCUUUCCCUGUAGAGGAACUUUCCUGCACUGUGAAGGGUACAGCAGGUAACAGUCAGAACAAGUGGCUGGCCCUUGUCUUCCGACAGAAUGGAUACCUCAUGUGGCACAUCCAGCAUUUGGAUGUGGUUAGUGUGACCAGGAAGCUGAAUUGUAAAUUUUGACAUUUUAAUUCAUUUAAAGUAAAUUUAGUUCUAGUUCAUAUAAGAGUAACUGAAAUGUAAUGAGAUUAUAAGUAUAGCCUGGGGCUAUUCUGUUUUUUUUUCUCCUAAAAGCCGGGAAUAUGUUUAUUUAUAAAAAUGCAAUCCUUAUAAGACAUUGGGGGAGGCUCAGUGGUAGAACAUAUACUUAGUACACACACACACACACACACACACACACACACACACACACACACACACACACUAGUAUAUACACACACUAAAAUAAAGUAAAAUUUAGCUGGACAGAUAAAUACAUAUGACAGCAUUCAAAAACAACAAGCCACCAUCUUGUGAAGAGAUACUGAAAUGUGCCUACCAACACGUAGUAUGGAUAGUCAGGGCUCAGCGGUGUGCAGUGGCCCUGUCCUGGCUGGCCUCCUCUGUUGCCUGUGAGGCCAGUUUUGCUCAUAUUCCUCACUAGGUUCCCUGCCUCCAUUCUCAGCCUAAUUGUACUCCUGGGGAGAUCCUUGCAAAGUGCAACAACACCGUAUCAUACCUCUGCCCGAAAACCACAGUGGCUUCUCUGAUCCUCGCUGGAGCCAGGACUUGAGCACCCCGACCUGGAAGGGCUAACAGAAGAAGUGUUCCUUGGAGACAGUCCAGCAGCAGGUAGAAGGAAACCCGGGUCUGGAGGGUUAGAGAAACCAGAGGAGAAUGAGUAGUGCACGUCGGCAAGAUGAGUCCUUGCAAACCCGGGAGGCUGAAUCCACCCCAUAAUAGAUGUCCUAAAAGCUACUGAGACACUUUUGAAACAGCAGAGAACAUAGAAUAAGGUCUAUAUGCUAUCUGCUGCUUUUCAAUACAUCUUCUUUUUUCUUUUAUUGUAGUAAAACACAACAAAGUUUACUGUCCCAUCCACUUUCCAGGCUGCAAAACAGUGAUCCGGAGCAUUCCAUGAUGCAAUGCAGCAGUCCCCACCACCCAGGUCUAGGGGCUUGUCAUCACCCCAAGAUGACACUGUCCCCUCCCUGCUGUCUUCCUAUGUAUCAUGUGCUCCAGAGACCUCACAGAUGGAGACUCACAUAGUUCGUGCCCUUCUGUGACUGGCUUACUCACCCAGGGUCAUGUCCUAGGGUCUAUCCACUUGGCAGCAUGUAGCAGAACACCCUUCUAUGCUAAGGCUGAGUAAGACUGCACUGGACCACAUUUGCUUAGCCAUUCAGCCACUGAGGGACUCCUGGGAUGCUGUGAAUGUUGCUGUGGGCACAGGUGUGUGUGUGUCUACCCGAGUCCCUGCUUUCAGCUCUUUUGCACCUAGAACUCUAAGGAUUGGAUCACAUGAUAAUUCUAUGUUUUUAAGGAACUAUCAAAACAUUUUCCAUAGUAGAAAAAUAAUUUCUAAUCUAGAAUUUAAUUUCUAAACUACUUGCUUGUGAUCUAAAACAAAUCAACUAAGGUCAGUGAGAUAGAUCAGUGCUUAAAGGCACCUGCUACCAAGCCUGAUGAACUGAGUUCAACCCCCAGAACCUACAUGAUGGAAAGAUUCAACUGACUGCUGUGUCCUCUGACCCCCAUAUACCAAACACAACACACACACACACACACACACACACACACACACACACACACA
This is a messenger RNA of Peromyscus californicus insignis, 5742 nucleotides long. It is a transcript of the gene Uroc1, whose product is annotated as urocanate hydratase 1. The record is from RefSeq and is a predicted model, not a curated record. The transcript is spliced from 20 exons. The coding region runs from base 1 to 2031 and encodes 676 amino acids. NCBI's taxonomy places the organism in Eukaryota, Metazoa, Chordata, Mammalia, Rodentia, Cricetidae. Gene Ontology annotation, biological process: L-histidine catabolic process. Gene Ontology annotation, molecular function: urocanate hydratase activity.